AUGCCGGUGAUCCAGCGAGCGCUCGAUUCGGGACUGGACGUGGUGCGGAUUCAUCACCUCCCUCUUGCCAUAAGACAUGGUCCGGACGACCUUUUUACCAGGCUAUGGGAGAACAAAGCGGAACACGGAGGUGUCCCAGGCCCGAACACGUAUCUACGUUGUGAUGGUGCCCUACGCGGUGAGACCCUUUUUAAUACUGCCAGGUAUUGCGGGAAGUACGACGCCAUCAAGACCUUGCUGGAAGCUGGUGGAGGUUACUACACGGAUCGUGCUGAGGCGUUAUGGGAUGCAGCGCGUGAUGGAAGUCACCAACUGGUGAAGCUUCUCCUAGAGCACGGCGCCUAUGCCAUGUUAGAAAGAUAUCACAAGAUUUCUCCCCUGUCCGUUACGGCCGGCCGCCACCCUCGGCGCUGUGGUACUCCUUGGUGCGGCGGUUGCGACCACAAGGACAUGAACAACCGUGACGGUUGCCUGGAGACAGCAAGGCUCCUCCUUCAGCACGGGGUAGAAAUCGAGCACAGGGAUGAUGAGGGUCGGACUGCUCUGCAUAGUGCCGUGGCUGCUGGAGACUGUCAAAUGGUCGAGCUGCUCGCCUCAUACGGAGCCGACCCAACUGCCAGAAUAUCCAUCAACGGGCCCACGACUCUCCAUACAGCGAGCUUAUAUGUUGGUCGGCUCGAUAUGACCGAACUUCUUCUGCGUCUGGGCGUCGACGCUUCUGCGGUAGAUGGCUAUGGUCGAAGUCCGCUCUGGAUGGCCAGGUCAGUCAAGGAACCAGUACCAAUAGCCAAGGUUCUCCUAGAGAGCGGCGCUAGCAUGGAAGCCGACAGGGAUGGAAAUACUCCUCUUCACGACGCAGCGAGUAACGGUUCGCUUAAACUGGCCGAGUUUCUCAUUGUUGAGCAUGGGGCCGAUGUAAAUGCUGCCAAUCGUUUGGGCGAAACUCCGUUCCAUGAAGCCGUCGGGCAUAUAAAUCCUAGAGAAAUUGUCAAGCUCUUAGUUGAUCACGGCGCGGAAACCACCAUGACAAAAUCAAGCAGCCGUACACUGUUGGGUGUGGUUAGGAAUCGUACCGCAGACGCGAUCCGUGUGAUGCUUGAAAAUGUCGCAAACGUCAAAGACAUUAUGGGAUGGCAGUAUCUCAAAGACGUUAUGGGAUUGCAGAAGUCGAUGCUACAUGCGGCUCUUGCCCGCGGAUCCCAGGAAAUCAUUGAUUUAAUGAUACAAUUCGGGGGCCAUGAAGGGUACUUGGCAAUCACUGGAGGAGGUCGUCUGCACCAAGGCGCAAUAACUGGAGAUAUUGCGCUGAUGCAGUCGGUACUAGAUGAAGGUGCACCAAUUGACGCAGACAGGGAUAACCAGGGCCGCACAGCUCUCGUUGUUGCCGUCAAGGUAGGGGCCACUGCUUCUAUUGAAUGGCUCCUCAAGAAAGGGGCGAAUGCGAACACACGCGAUGAUGUGUGGCCCAAGCCCACACCACUUCACCUCGCGACUGGUCGAAAUGCGAUACCAGCGGUAGGGUUGCUUCUCAAACACGGAGCCAGAGUAGGACUGAGGGACAAAGAUGGACAGACGGCACUCCACAUGGCCUCGCGCUCUGGUAAAACCCAAAUAGUCAAGAUGCUCCUUGAGUCUGGUGCCAACAUCUGGGAACAGUAUGAAUACGGCAUCACACCCUUGCAGUUGGCCUCGAAAUAUUAUCCCGAUUCUGUGCUCCCGUUGCUCGCUGA
Clonostachys solani is the source of this 1730-nucleotide messenger RNA. The record is from the annotation of a GenBank genome assembly. NCBI's taxonomy places the organism in Eukaryota, Fungi, Ascomycota, Sordariomycetes, Hypocreales, Bionectriaceae.